This is a messenger RNA of Clonostachys rhizophaga, 1167 nucleotides long. NCBI's taxonomy places the organism in Eukaryota, Fungi, Ascomycota, Sordariomycetes, Hypocreales, Bionectriaceae. The record is from the annotation of a GenBank genome assembly.
AUGCAGAUCUCACGCACCGCUCUUCUUGGCCUACUAGGUGCCGCCACGUCGGCUCUGGCUUUGGAGAUCCCUGAAGGCACAGGCACCGAGAUCCUGGCCGACUUGCAGACAGAAGCCAUCAAGAACCUCAAGAAGCAGGAAAGUUGUGGCUCCCGCAAGCACAACUCCACCUGUACGUUGGAGAAUGACACAGUUAGGCGUGACUGGCGAGCACUGUCCGCCAGUGAGAAGACGGAUUACAUCGAUGCAGUCCUCUGUCUCAUGGACAAGCCUUCCAAGGCUGAUCCUUCAUUUGCUCCUGGUUCACGGAGUCGAUAUGAUGACUUCGUUGCAGUUCACAUCAACCAAACCCUGACCAUUCACGGAACAGGUAACUUCUUGACUUGGCAUCGUUAUUACGUCUGGGCGUACGAAUAUGCUCUUCAGAACGAGUGCGGGUACAAUGGCACCCAGCCCUACUGGAACUGGUUUGAUGGGUCCGACUUCAGCAACCAUCCCAUCUUUGAUGGAAGUGAUACCAGCAUGAGCGGUGACGGCGAAUACGCCGCUCAUAAUGGCAGCCUCGGAGGAAGUAAUAACAUCUAUCUGCCUUCGGGAGAUGGUGGCGGUUGCGUUAGAAGCGGACCAUUUAAAGACAUGGUCGUCACCCUAGGUCCCGUUUCUCCUGGAAUGGAUGGCAUGAAAGCCCAGAACGGCAGUGGUCUUGAUUACAAUCCUCGCUGUUUAAGCCGAGAUCUCACCAAGCAUGCGGUUGAUACGUGGAUGACAGCCGAGAACCUCUGGAAUCUCACACAGGGCGACGCUUCCGGCAGUAUCUCUCUCUUCCAGGACGAGUUCCAAGGUCGUUUUGGUGACGAGUUCCUCGGCAUCCAUGCUGCCGGCCACUUCACCAUGGGCGGCGACUCUGCUGACCUUUUUGCAUCUCCCACUGACCCCAUUUUUUGGCUGCACCACUCUAUGACAGAUCGCCUAUACUGGCUCUGGCAGGCCCUUCAUCUCAAACAAGCCAAGACCAUCGCCGGGACAAUCACCAUUCUCAACCUCCCACCCAGUAGAGACGCACUGGUCAGUGACCCGCUGAACUUGGGUGUCAACGCUCCUGAGAUUACAAUCGACGAUGCCUUGGACACCGUCGGAAACUCGCCAUUCUGCUAUGUUUAUGAGUAA